This is a messenger RNA of Antrostomus carolinensis (chuck-will's-widow), 513 nucleotides long. RefSeq names its product neuromedin-K receptor-like. Gene Ontology annotation, cellular component: plasma membrane; sperm midpiece. Gene Ontology annotation, biological process: G protein-coupled receptor signaling pathway; positive regulation of flagellated sperm motility. The transcript has 2 exons. Gene Ontology annotation, molecular function: tachykinin receptor activity. NCBI's taxonomy places the organism in Eukaryota, Metazoa, Chordata, Aves, Caprimulgiformes, Caprimulgidae. The record is from RefSeq and is a predicted model, not a curated record. The annotation marks the transcript as partial.
GUGGUAAAAAUGAUGAUUGUUGUUGUGCUGACAUUUGCCAUCUGCUGGCUGCCCUACCACAUUUACUUCAUAGUUACUGGGAUCUAUCAACAAUUAAAUCGAUGGAAAUACAUUCAGCAAAUCUAUUUGGCCAGCUUUUGGCUUGCCAUGAGCUCUACGAUGUACAAUCCCAUCAUCUACUGCUGCCUUAAUAAGAGGUUCCGAGCUGGCUUCAAGAGAGCUUUCCGCUGGUGCCCCUUCAUUGAGGUGACCAGCUAUGAUGAACUGGAGCUCAAGGCAGCCAGGUUUCAUCCCACCCGGCAAAGUAGCCUAUACACUGUGUCCAGAAUGGAGUCCAGCAUGACAGUGGUGUUCGACACUAGUGAUGGAGACAACACCCACGCCAGCCGUAAGAAAAGAGCAGCUCCGAGGGACACGAGUUUCAAUGACUGUUCACGGAGGAAUUCCAAGACUGUCUCCACAGCCUCAAGUCUCAUCAGUUCACUGCACACAUCAGUAGAUGAUUAUUCCUAA